Micropterus dolomieu (smallmouth bass) is the source of this 1387-nucleotide messenger RNA. Its product is annotated as interleukin-1 beta-like. The coding region runs from base 246 to 947 and encodes 233 amino acids. Gene Ontology annotation, molecular function: cytokine activity. NCBI's taxonomy places the organism in Eukaryota, Metazoa, Chordata, Actinopteri, Centrarchiformes, Centrarchidae. Gene Ontology annotation, biological process: cellular response to lipopolysaccharide; inflammatory response; cytokine-mediated signaling pathway. The transcript is spliced from 6 exons. The record is from RefSeq and is a predicted model, not a curated record.
AAAGGACUUCCUGUGUUCCCUAGAUGGCGCUGGAGAGCAGCCGGUGACUAUACGGCUGUGUUAAAAACGGCACGCAUCAGGAACCAUCCCACUUCCUGUCUGUGAAAAAUUCCCUGACUGUGGGGAGAGGAUAUAAACCUUGCACGCUACGACAGGAAGGCAGAAAGACACUCACAGCCUAACUGCUUUACCAAACACAACAACACUCUAUUGGCCUUAACAGAUCUUGCUUAAUUAAGAAAGAUAUGGAAGCCGAGAUGAAAUACAAGAUCCCCAAGAUGCCUAAGGGACUGGACUUGGAGUUUACCCAUCAUCCACUGACAAUGAGGCGUGUGGUCAACCUCAUCGUCGCCAUAGAGAGGUUUAAGGGCAGCAGAUGCAUUGACUCUGAAAACCUGCUCAACUUCAUGCUGGAGAGCUUAGUGGAAGAGCAUAUAGUGUUUGAGCGCAGCUCAGCUCCACCACCACAGUACGUCAGGACGGACGAACAACUGUACAGCGUGACUGACAGCAAAAAGAGGAGCUUAAUUCUGGUGGAAAACAGCAUGGAGCUUCACGCAGUGAUGCUGCAGGGAGGCGCCGAGAACCGCAAAGUUCACCUGAACAUGUCGAACUACGUGCACCCUGCACCUGUCACUGAGGCCAGAACUGUGGCUCUGGGCAUCAAAGACACAGGUUACUACCUGUCUUGCCAGAAGGAUGGUGACAAUCCAACCUUGCAUCUGGAGGCCGUGGACAAAGAGAAUCUGUCGAGUAUCAGCUCGGACAGCGACAUGGUGCGAUUUCUCUUCUACAAACAGGACACCGGGCUGAACCUCAGCACCCUCGUGUCUGUUGCCUUCCCCGACUGGUACAUCAGCACAGCAGAGGAUAACAACAAGCCGGUGGAAAUGUGCCUAGAGGCCUCCCAACGCCACCGAACCUUCAACAUCCAGCGUCAGAGUUGAAACCUGCAUGCCAGGGACAUCCUAAGUGAAAUGUGGAUCUGCAUCUGUGGGUCAAGUUUGACUCUCUUAAGACGGUACUUUGGGUAUUGAACAAAGUGUAAAUAUAUACUGCACAUCAUCUAUUUUGAUUCAAAAAAAAUCAAAAGACUUUUUUAUUUAUUUAUUAUUAUUAUCUAUUUACUGUAUGUACCAAGUACAGAAAGAGAAAUACUUAGUGUAUUGACAUAGUCAAGUUUCACCAUAAGGUGGCAUUAUUGUGCUGUCUGGUGAGUAUCCUGUGUAUUUAUAGUGCAGAAGGACAUGAUACACUGUAUCUGCUUUUAUCUGUUCAUUUAUUUAUCUAUUUAUGUACCAUUUUAAUGUAUAUUUUUAUAUUGAUCUGCUUACUAACAAUUAUUUAAAGAUGUGCAGUGCAUUUUCAAUAAAUCUUUAUGACUUAA